Trichophyton benhamiae CBS 112371 is the source of this 1590-nucleotide messenger RNA. RefSeq names its product C2H2 transcription factor (TFIIIA), putative. The transcript has 2 exons. Lineage: Eukaryota; Fungi; Ascomycota; Eurotiomycetes; Onygenales; Arthrodermataceae. The coding region runs from base 1 to 1590 and encodes 529 amino acids. The record is from RefSeq and is a predicted model, not a curated record.
AUGACCGCAACCAAACGAAAGACAGCCGAGGAAGCUCGGAGGCAGCUGAAGAGGAUACAUCUAUCUGAACCGGCAGGUAUGCUACCACCACCGCAUUAUGGCUGUGGAAUUCAACCGUUAACGCUAUCAGGCCAAGAUGAAAUACACGAUUCCGACGCCAAUUGUGAUGAUUCCUCUUCUGUCGUUGACGAGAUGGUGUGCUCGGAUGAUGAACUGCAUGCGACGCCAUUGACGCCCUUUUCACCUGCUUCCUCAAAAUACCCAUCUGAGCUGAAGACUCACCUCUGUCCUUACUCCGGCUGCGACAAGGCUUUCAAUCGCCCGGCGCGGCUUACUGAGCAUAUACGUUCGCAUACCAACGACCGGAUCUUCGCCUGUACCUACGAAGGAUGCGAAAAGAGCUUUCUUCGAGCCUCUCAUCUCAAUCAUCAUAUCAAGAGUGCGCAUACCCUUAUAAGAGACUAUGUAUGUGAGCGUGAAGGGUGCGGAAAGGCGUUCGCUACAGGGUCAAGGCUUAGGAGGCACCUUGCAGCCCAUGAAGGGCGGGAUAAAUACACAUGCACUGAAAUAGCAGAAGGGAGUGGGAAACAGUGCGGAGAGUCAUUCAGGAAACAUUCCACUUUGUUGAAGCAUGUCAUGACCGUUCACCUGAAGAAGAGGCCGUUUCCCUGCCAAGCUACACUUGAUUCAGGCGAGACUUGUACUGCUGCAUUUGAUACGGCAGGCCACCUGAAGGCCCACGAAAGGAGGGUACAUGGAGAGGCACGGUUUACUUGCACGGAGUGCAUUGGCAAUGCAGAGAAUGAAGAAGGAACGGGAGAGGGAAAGGCAUGGUGUGAACGCAGUUUUACGAAAAAAGGCAAUCUCAACGUCCAUGUCAAGACGGUGCACGAGGGCGAGAAGCGCUUUGCCUGCGGCGAGACCGACCUCUCUACGUCUAAGAAAGUGGGCGGGUGGAAUGGGAUGGAUGCUUGCGGGAAGAGGUAUGGAAGUAAGCUUGCUCUGGAAGAACAUGUGAGGACAGCACAUAUGGGAUUUCGGAAUGCGAGGGCCGAGAGGAAGGCCAGAGCUGGUACUCUUACGGCUACCAACACAUUGGAAUCUGGGUCAAAGCGUACUGGCCCAUCUAACGUCGCUCUGCUUACAGGCCAAGGGUACACUGAGGAGUCAGGUAAUCGGCAUAUACCGUGUCUACUAGCUGAGUGCGAGCAUAGAUUCUACCGGGACUAUGAUCUCUGGCUGCACAUGGACGCAAAACACGGAAUGGAUGAGAAUGAAAUCCAGCUUCUCUUUAUGCAGCGAGCCAUGCAGGGCGGGAACGAGAGCUUUGACAGACCUUCAUUCCAGUAUGAGAUGGACACGAUUGGGAUGGGCGUCGACGAGAUUGGCGCUACUACUACUGGUGGUGGUGGCAGCAGCGGCCUUAUCGACGAUCUGGAGGGCAGAUAUACAUAUUUGCGACCCGAUGCUAGUGUCGAUGAGAUCAUGGCAAGCCACGACGAUGUCCAGGAACGGGGCGAGGACGAUCGUUCAGGCGGGUUGGGCGACCUUGUUGACCCGCUUCUGACGUACACUUGCCUGGAGUCGUGA